Oryza brachyantha (malo sina) is the source of this 1272-nucleotide messenger RNA. RefSeq lists its product as uncharacterized. The transcript is spliced from 2 exons. The record is from RefSeq and is a predicted model, not a curated record. Lineage: Eukaryota; Viridiplantae; Streptophyta; Magnoliopsida; Poales; Poaceae. Gene Ontology annotation, molecular function: polysaccharide binding. The coding region runs from base 1 to 1002 and encodes 333 amino acids.
AUGUUCUUGCGAACACUCAUCUCCCGUCUCGAUCGAGCGACCACCAUGGCAGUGGCGCCAGCACGUCCUCACCUAGCUGCGUUGCUCGCACUGUGCGCAUUCGCCAUGGCGCGGCCGCCGGCCGCCGCCGACGCCGCCAACGUGCCGAUCACGACGUGCCGGUCCUUCUGCGGCAACAUCACGGUGGACUACCCGUUCGCGCUCCGGGCGGGGUGCGGCCACGCGGGGUUCCGCGACCUGCUCUACUGCAUCAACGGCGCGCUGAUGCUGCACCUCCCGUCGGGCUCCUACCGCGUCCUCGACAUCGACUACGCCUACCGCGGCCUCACCCUGCACGACCCGGCCAUGUCCGACUGCCGCGCGCUCGACCGCUCCCGCGGCGGCCGGGGCAACGGGUUCGUCGUCGAGCCGUGGCGCGCGCCGUACCUGGCGCCGGACCCGGACAACGUGUUCCUCCUCCUCGGCUGCCGCGCCAGCUCGCCGCUCUUCCAGGGCUUCCCCGACCGCCACCUGCCGUGCCGGAACGUGUCCGGGAUGGGCUGCGGCGAGUACUACGGCUGCCCCGCGUGGGAGGACUACGACGGGCGGCGGCCGUCCGGCGCGGCGUACGGCGCGUCCGUUCCGCCGGAGUGCUGCGCGGUGUCGUGGGACGCCAUCCGGGCGGUGAACGUGAGCCGGCUCGAGUGCGAGGGGUACAGCAGCGCGUACAGCCUGGCGCCGGUGAGAGCGGCCGGGCCGGCCGGAUGGGCGUACGGCAUCCGGGCGUCGUGGGCGCUGCCGGAGGCGAACCGCGGGUUCUGCGGCGCGUGCCGCGCCACGGGCGGGGUGUGCGGCCACGACGGGGACAGCCACGGCGACCUCUGCCUCUGCGGGGACUGGAACUCCACCUCCAACUGCGACUCCUCCGCCGACGCGGCACGGCCAAGCGCCGGCUCCGCGCCUCCGCGUGCCAUCGCCGCGCUUUGCUGGGCCGUUCUGGUCUCAGGAUUUUCAUUUCUGUAAUGGUGGACUGGUAUGCAUCAGUGGAAAAUCUGCAAGUGUGUUAAUUUUGAUCGAGGAGUGAUCUACUAGGGAUUAUAGCUGUUGUUUAUUAUAUAUGGUGCUCCUUGGGUUCGAUCUUCGAAAGUUCAAUUCUUGGAGGGAAAACCCCAUUUUUUUAAUGCUUUCCAGCGAUAUAUAGAAGGGACUAUCAUGCAUGUAAGUACGUAACUUCUAUCAAAAUGAAACAACUAGGUGCCCAAGAGAAAUGCUACCUAUAUGGAAGUGGAUUUU